AUGGCCGAUCGCAUAGUAUGCGAUCAUGUUUCCUUCCCUUCCUCCCCAGAAGCGACCACUCUCCUGAGGCUGGCACAACCAGGUGUGGGCGGCACCCCCUUCCCCUCGCUGGCCCCACCCAUCACAAUGCAGGUGGAUGGGAAGCAGCAGGUGCUGGUGGUCUGCCUGGUCCUCGAUGCCGCGCCCCCUGGCCUUGAGAGCCCCAUCUGGUUCUCAGCUGGCAACGGCAGCGCACUGGACGCCUUCACCUACGGCCCUUCCCCAGCUGCAGAUGGCACCUGGACUAGCGUGGCCCAGCUCUCCCUGCCCUCGGAGGAGCUGGCAUCCUGGGAAACCUUGGUCUGUCACACCGGGCCUGGGGCUGGGGAUCACAGCCAGAGCACACAGCCCCUGCGGCUGUCAGGAGUGACUUCCUCAGCGAGGACCUGCCUCUGGGAACCUCUUGGGGGUGAGUACUGGGGGCCAGGCCCUGAGGUGCUGCUGGGCUCUGGCCUGAUGGGUCCUACUGGGGGUUGGGAGGUGUUCCCUGAGGAGGCGGUCUGGCUGGGUUGGUGCACUGGCCAGCCUGGGCCUCUGUCCACCGGUGGGUAAGAUCUCUGACCCCAGCCCAGUGCCUGGACACCAGUUGAGAAGCACAGGUGAGCGCUAGCAGAAGGGCCGUGAACUUCCCCGGGGCAGCCCGGUGAGCGGUCAGCCUCAGAGCCUCGGGAGACCCCUGGGAGUCUGGGGAGAGGUCACUUCCACCACCCGCUGGCCAUGGUCACCAGUCCGGUCUCUUCCUGGCCGAAUGAGACUUCUGAGCUGGCUCCUCUCUGCAGCGAUGCUGGCUCCUGCCUGGCCUGCAUCCCCCUGGCUUGGGGGGAAUCUAAUAAAAUGAAGGUUAGGCAGGUAUUUGUUAGGACCAGGAAGGGUUGAGGGUAGACCCCAGGAAGGACUCCCCCUGAAUUUGGGGGAAGACAGGGAGGAGGAAUGGCCAGGGCAGAGGACAAGGCCCCUCCUCCCGGGCGGCCAUUCGCGGGGGUGGGUGCGCCAGGAGCCCCGG
Messenger RNA from Myotis davidii, 1042 nucleotides. RefSeq names its product pre T-cell antigen receptor alpha (gene PTCRA). Bases 1 to 591 code for a protein of 196 amino acids. The transcript has 4 exons. The record is from RefSeq and is a predicted model, not a curated record. Gene Ontology annotation, biological process: negative regulation of thymocyte apoptotic process. NCBI's taxonomy places the organism in Eukaryota, Metazoa, Chordata, Mammalia, Chiroptera, Vespertilionidae.